AUGGCUCGUUCUUGGAAGCCCGUCUUCUGGGCCCUUUUCCUGCUGGUACAGCUGGGCAUCGCGUCGUCCGUGGCCGAGAAGCUUGGCUUCGCAGGCAAGGCUGUUGCCGACCUCAGCCUCGAGGAGCUCGACGAGCAGCUGCAGCAAUGCCCCGUAGUCCAGAGCCUCACGGCCGAUAAGCUGUCCAAGCUGAACGACACCCCCUCCCUUCUCUCGCGCGCUUUCGGCGUCCUCUUCCCCGGCUCGCCCGCCGUCAACGCCAUUCUCGCCACCCUCUACAUCUCCGGCCCGCCCAACUUCCUCUUGGCCCUGUGUCCGCCCAACAUCGACCCCUCCUCGCUCUCCGUCAUGGUCGCCUUCGCCGUCGGCGGGCUCAUGGGCGACACCCUCUUCCACCUGCUGCCCGAGAUUUUCCUCGGUGAGGAUGAGCCCGAGCGCGCGCGCCUCGUUCUCGUCGAGCCGAACCGCAACUUGCUCCUCGGCGUCGCCAUCCUUGUCGGCUUCAUGACGUUCGUGGCCAUGGACAAGGGCCUGCGGAUUGCCACCGGCGGGGCGGGUCACUCCCACGACCACGGCGGGCACUCUCACGCUGAGGCAAAGGCCGAGGGUGUGUCGUCGGCCGUGGAGAAGACGGGCGAGCUCAAGUCGCGGAAGAAGAAGGCCAACAGCGCCGGCCCCACCGGCGGCGCGGCGGACAAGACGGACAAGGAGAUGAACCCCAGCGUCAAGCUCGCAGGUUACCUCAACUUGAUCGCCGACUUCACGCAUAACAUCACCGACGGUCUGGCCAUGUCAGCUAGCUUCUACGCCUCCCCAACCAUCGGCGCCACCACGACGGUUGCAGUCUUCUUCCACGAGAUCCCUCACGAGGUCGGCGACUUCGCUCUGCUGGUGCAGUCCGGCUUCAGCAAGAAGGCGGCCAUGGGCGCGCAGUUCGUGACCGCGCUCGGCGCACUCCUGGGAACCCUCAUUGGCAUCGCCGUCCAGGAGCUCGGCGGCGGCUCCGGCGACGGCACCAUGGCGCGCAACGCGGGGCUGUGGGGAACCAGCUUGACCUGGGGCGAUAUGCUUCUUCCCUUCACGGCGGGUACUUUCCUCUAUGUGGGCACGGUUGCCGUCAUUCCCGAGCUGCUGGAGACGGGCCCGAACAAGAUGGCCGAGCUACGUAAGACGCUGGUGCAAUUCGCCGCCAUCGCUGUGGGCGCCGGCAUUAUGCUGUACAUUUCGUGGCAUGACUGA
Molecule: messenger RNA, 1239 nt
Organism: Colletotrichum graminicola M1.001
Lineage: Eukaryota; Fungi; Ascomycota; Sordariomycetes; Glomerellales; Glomerellaceae
Product: ZIP Zinc transporter
Exons: 4
Coding region: 1-1239 (412 amino acids)
Biological process (GO): zinc ion transmembrane transport; intracellular zinc ion homeostasis
Cellular component (GO): membrane
Molecular function (GO): zinc ion transmembrane transporter activity
Source: RefSeq, a predicted model, not a curated record